AUGGUUCAAAAAGUUGUAUCCCGAUUGCUAAAAUCUACCAAGCCUUUGAUUUUUGGUAUGAUUCAUGUGCCAGCGCUUCCUGGAACACCGUCAAAUGUUUUACCAAUUUCAAAAAUCUUGAAAAAAGUUCAAGAAGAAGCGCAAAUUUAUAGUAAAUCUGGAGUGGUAAGUGAUUUUUAUUUUGAGAGAGGUACCAAAAAUGUUAAAAUUUGUAUUACAGGAUGGUAUCAUAAUAGAAAAUAUGCACGAUGUACCAUAUUCAAAACCACCAGCUGGUCCAGAAAUUGUUAGUGCGAUGACUCUUGCGUGUCAAGGUAAUUUUGCUAAAUGGGGUCUUUUAGAAAUAUAUGUAAUACUAAUGAAUUUUUAAAAUGUUAAAACUCUCUCCUAUAUUUCAGAAGUUCGUUCAAUCGCUGGUGCUGAAAUUCUACUCGGUGUUCAAAUUCUAGCUGCGGCAAAUCGAGAAGCUCUAGCUGUUGCAAGUAUAACUGGAAUGGAUUUUAUUCGCGCUGAAGGUUUUGUUUAUUCUCAUGUUGCUGACGAAGGUUGGAUCGAUGCAUGUGCAGCGGAUUUGCUACGAUAUCGCAAAUAUCUAGGCGCGGAAAACGUUGCCGUAUUCACUGAUAUCAAGAAAAAGCAUAGGUAAUGAUUUUUGAGAACUUGGGGAGUUACAAAAGCGCGGGAUAAUUUGAUUUUACCCAGGUGUUCAGAAAAUGAUUAGAAACAUGUAGACACAUAAUUCAAUUUUUUAAAAGAACAAGGAUAAUUGAGAACAAACAUCUUGGUCAUAGAAAACUUUUUCAUAUGAGAUAUGCAAAUUGCACAGAAACCACAUUUAUAUUUGCACUUUAUAAUUUCGAAUUUUCUGAAAUUUGCUCUUCUGAAAUAAAAAAGCAGAUGUUUUCUGAUAUUUUUUUUUUCAUUUUUUAUUUUUUCAGUUCACAUAGUGUUACAAGUGAUCUCUCAAUCUGCGAAAUCGCUCAGGAUGCUAAAUUCAAUCUUGCAAACGGUGUGAUUGUAACAGGAUCAGCAACUGGACACGCUGCAAAUCCAGAAGAACUCAAACAAGUCGCAACAAUUUCUGAUUUUCCAGUUUUGAUUGGAUCGGGGGUGAAUGCGAAGAAUUUGAAAUCAUACAAAUCUGCGCAUGGUUUGAUAAUUGGAAGUGAAUUCAAAAAAGAUGGAAAAUGGCAAAAUGAUUUGGAUCCAGCAAGAAUUCGACAAAUUGUUAAAUUGAAUUCAAAGUAA
Caenorhabditis angaria is the source of this 1248-nucleotide messenger RNA. Lineage: Eukaryota; Metazoa; Nematoda; Chromadorea; Rhabditida; Rhabditidae. The record is from the annotation of a GenBank genome assembly.